AUGCAAGCAAUAACAUUUCAACAACCAUUCAAAGUAUUAGUAAAGACUGUUCCACUGCCAAAAAUUAUUCAAGAUACUGAUGUUAUUGUAAAAGUUUGCGUUAGUGGAUUGUGCGGAUCUGAUUUACAUGUAUAUAGAGGUGAUGAAAUUGGAAAUGAUAAAGAUACGGUAAUGGGUCAUGAAUUUAUGGGAAUUGUGAAUGAAGUUGGAAGUAGUGUUAAAGAUUUUAAAGUUGGUGAUAGAGUUUUGUCACCUUUUACUACUUGCUGUGGGGAGUGCUUUUAUUGUUGUCGUGGUAUAACUUGUAGAUGUGAAAAAGGCCAAUUAUUUGGAUGGAUAAAAAAUGGUCACGGAAUUCAUGGAGGUCAGGCAGAAUACGUACGCGUUCCAUUAGCUUCUUCUACACUCGUCAAGAUUCCAGAAGAAAUCACCGAUAAUACGGCAUUAUUACUUUGUGAUGUAUUAUGUACGGGUUAUUUUUGUGCAGAAAAUGGGUUAAAUGAAUUAGCGCCCCAAUUAUCUUAUCUAAAACAGCAGAAGUUGGAAUAUCAAAAUAGAGAUGAAUAUGAUGAUAUUGUGGUAGUAGUUGUCGGAUGUGGACCAGUUGGAUUGAUGUCGAUUGCGUCAGCAAUCUAUUUAGGAGUUAAAAAUAUAUAUUCGAUCGAUAGCAUUCAAGAAAGAUUGGAAAUUGCAAAAGAUUUUGGUGCGACGCCAAUUCAUUUAACUGAGGAAAAUCCAAUUGAAAGAAUUAAAGAGAUUACUAAUGGACGAGGAGCUGACAUUGUCCUGGAGGCCGUAGGCAAGUUACCAUCACUUGAUUUGGCAUUUAAAUUACUCAGAACUGCAGGAGUACUGUCAAGUGUUGGAUUGAAUCAUUCAAAAAUAUUUCCCUUCAGUCCUAAUGAUGGCUACAACAAAAAUCUAAAAUAUAUAUCCGGUCGUUGCCCAGCCCGUCAAAUAUUGACAAAAGCCAUUCCACUUGCAUUAUCAAAAAAAUUUAAUUUUGAAAAAAUUAUUACACACGAAAUGAAAUUAAAUGAUGGUGAGAAAGCUUAUGAAAUUUUUGAUAAAAAAUUGGAUAAAUGUGUUAAA
Molecule: messenger RNA, 1092 nt
Organism: Dentiscutata erythropus
Lineage: Eukaryota; Fungi; Glomeromycota; Glomeromycetes; Diversisporales; Gigasporaceae
Source: the annotation of a GenBank genome assembly